Messenger RNA from Solanum stenotomum, 711 nucleotides. RefSeq lists its product as uncharacterized. The record is from RefSeq and is a predicted model, not a curated record. The coding region runs from base 1 to 711 and encodes 236 amino acids. The transcript is spliced from 3 exons. NCBI's taxonomy places the organism in Eukaryota, Viridiplantae, Streptophyta, Magnoliopsida, Solanales, Solanaceae.
AUGGAGAUCAUAGAUGUUAUUAAAUCCAUCCCCAAGGAAAAAUCUCCUGAGGUAGAUGAAUUCCAUAUUGAAUUUUUCACUAAGAACUGGGAGAUUAUGAAGGAUAAGAUUGUAUAUGCUGUGCAACAAUUAUUCUAUACUGGUACUCUUUCCUAUGAUUUAUUGAUGUAUUGUAGGGCAGACCUUAUCUCUGUUAAAUUGUUGAAUGAAGCUUUCAUGAGAUUCUCUAAGGCUUUAGGUUUGCAGGCAAAUUUGGAGAAGAGUUCAUUGUACAUAGCUGGAGUUGCUGACCACACCAAAGAAGAACUUCUAAAAGAAAUUGGAUAUGUUGUAGGUGUGCUCCCUUUCAAAUACUUGGGAGUCCCUCUAGCAUCCAAAAAACUUAGUGUUAAUCAGUUUUUACCCAUGAUAGAGAAAAUUACUGCAAAGGUUGCAAUUGAUCAAGUCAGUUUUGUUUGGGGUACAAGCCUAUUGGUCUUAGAUUUCUUAAUUCCCAAGAAAGUUAUAAAGAGCAUAGAGCAGAUCUGUAGAACAUUUUUGUGGACUAGAUCUGUAACUGUAUCCAAGAAAGCCUUAGUGUCUUGGGAAACUGUAUGUAAGCCUCAUGCAGUUGGUGGCCUUAAUAUCAUGGAUCUGUGCCUUUGGAACAGAGCAGCAAUACUGAAACAAUUGUGGAACAUAGCUAGGAGCAAAGAAUGUUUAUGGAUCUGA